AUGGCAUCCUUUGACGUGGUUGGUGAGCCUUCUGAAGAAGAUGAUGUUCAUGUUAUUCUUGAGUACAAGACAGGGGAGCAGUUUGGCAAAUAUAUAUCACCAAGGGCAAACAGGUUCAUCAUUCACAGCGAUAUACACAACCCAUACCUGAGCGGUUUAGAAGAAUUUCAAGAAGAGCUGAAAUAUUUCAAUCCUCAGGUAGUAGUCCUUGGUGGCCUUCAGAUGAUGGACAACUUUCCUUUCUCUGAAGGUGAGAGGGAGGCGAGACUUGAGAUGCAACGAGCCAUGAUCCUCGGUCUCCCUAGCUCCACCCCAGUUCACUUGGAGCUGGCCUCCUUUGCCGAGGAGGCACUUCUCCAUCAACUCCUGGAGUAUGUCAUUCCUUAUUCUGACUCCUUGGGCAUGAACGAGCAGGAGCUGCCCAACCUCUACAGUCUCCUCAACUAUGGCAACGUCAGUCUGGUCUCGGAUGCCUAUCCUAGGGUAGCCACAAUGCUGGACCAGAUCCGAUCCGUCUACAGCAUCCUCCGGAAUCAACCGCAACGGGAAGGACUGCGGAGGGUCACACGGCUCCACGUCCACACCCUAGCCUUCCAGGCCAUCUUGACAACAGAAGGGUCAGCAUGGAAGAACACUAUGUCCGCAGCUGCGAAGGCAUCGUUGACGGCUCACAGGCACGUGUGCGCCAGCUCCGAAGUCGACAUGGCCAAGUCGCGCCUCAUCAUGGACGACUCCUUUUCCGUUUCUCAAGAGGACGGCAGUCGCAAGAUCCCGUUGGAGGUUGAUAAACCUGUUUCGUGUUGGAAGGAGGAAGAUUACGAGAUUUGCGUUGCUCCUGUGUUGGUAUGUACGCAGGUGCACAGGACAGCCGGGGGUGGGGACAAUAUAUCGUCAGCUGGACUUUCGGUUCAGAUAUGAGUUUUAUAAAUUGACACAAGAUCUACUUAUUCACAGGAACUCUAUUCAAGAAAACUAUCUUCUGGUACGCAGCCCAUACUUUUUGGUCACAAAAGACACAAUCAGUGGUUUUGGACAUCUGCCAAAAACUAGGUACACAUAAUGUAUGGCACAUACAAAUGGUGCACAUCUAUUAAUAGCACUAUCUAUGAACAAUAAUUUUUGAAGGAUAUAAAUGAGUAUCACCUGCUGUGGUGUUUAGGAAAGAGAGGAAGAAUGGGGAGCAUGUAAAGAGUUAACACAAUGAGUGCAUUCAAUGGCUUCAACAGUAAUAACAUCACCCCUGUGGGGGGCGUUCCGCAGAAUUGAAAUGUGACUUAGAGCCACACAAGAAUUCCCAGUUCGGUACGGUAUAAGAUGCAUUGUCGCAUUCGUCGGAACAUACUUUACCCAUUGGAGACUGAUUGAUUUUGUUAUAACACACAUAUUCCAUAGAAUCCAGGCAGCGUAUAUGUGGGCUCGGUCUCCCAAUGAGUUAAUGAGAUCGCUAGAUGCUGGAUGUACGUGUGUCUUUAUCUAAGCUUGACUUUUAAGUCACACUUAAUUCUUUUUCAAACAACCCCUGAUCAUGGUGGUGAUUUUUUUUACCUGAUUUCUAAGAAAGCAUGAAUACUUGUAGGCAAGCAACCAGAGGACUGACAGCUUAAGGUCCUCUUCGAGGGACCUGGUAAUGAGGAUUAAUGCCUUACCAAAGGGCACUAGCACACCGUGGGGGAAUCGAAACCGGGUCACCGGAAUCCGAAACCCCCGCUCUACCGACUGAGCUAUCGCACCUCGACAUGUGAUAAGUGAGAAUGACAUAUGUACAUGUACAUUAGAUUUCUAGAAUUCAAAGUAUAUAUCACAUUACAGCAAUUGCCCUCAAGAUUUCAUUCAUUUAAUGUUCUGUUAUUCCUCCUGAUAUUUGUGUCUGUUGAAUCUAUCAGUAUCUUCUUUAAAUCAGUACUUGAUGAUAUAAUCAAUAAUUUCAAUUAACCAAUCGUGCUGUUCGUGUGUGCUUAAUGUAACCAGCGAAAAAAAAAAAAACGUUGUGCAUUGUGAAUAACUGGUUUGCCUAUAGGAAUUCAUGGCCUUUUUAUUUAGAUGAUUAAUGUAAUUUGAAUUUUAAUAUCUAAUAUGAAACCUUUUAUAUAAAAAGACCAAUAUGAAACUAAUGUGAAUAGACAUAUUUUUAGCAUUCGGUAUGAAAAAGGGUCCAUAAAACCAUUUUCAUAUUUUAUGUUCCGUUCAAUUAUCUUUUCAAUUUUAUAAUUUUAAGCAUAUUUUCUUAUUUACUUGGUAGUAAAUACCAGGUUAUUUUGUCAUUGCUUGGAAUGUUUUUUUUAAAAGAUAUAAUUGCUUAAACGCAAACUGAGGCCUAUAGCCAUUUAUGACAAUGGUUUUGAAGAGAAAUAAAUGUAAUUGCUACAUGUUUUUAACUCAAUAUGUAGACCAGUUGGACAUUAUUUUUUUCAAAUGAAAAUAUUGCUGCUUUAAAAAGGUACUAGUAGUCAAAAAGAAUAUAGAGCAAGCCGUUUUUUUUUUUAAUUUCCAUUUAUCCAUAAUAGUUUUAGUUAAGUUAUUUAUUUGUAUUUAUAGAUUCAGAGAGGUGAGAUUCACCUGUAGUUUUCUGUUCUAAUUGGAAUUUAUCAGGAAACUUGGGUUGAGAAUGGUGAUGGAGAACCUACCUUUACAGUGGGUGCAGUUUACAUUUUUUUUCCAAUCAGAAAUGCUUUUUUUCUUUUAAAAGUCUUUAAAUGAUAAAUUACCAUUUAUUUACUUGAAUUUCCACAAUAUAAGUUGUCACAAAUUUUCAAAUAUUGAUAAAUGUUUUGGUGUUCCAAGUAAGUUUCAACAUCUCUCAAACACAAUAAUUUAUUUGCAAAAGAAGGACAACUUUCGUUAGCUUUAUUCAUAAAUGAGUUGAAAUUUGUUGAAAAUGUUGAAAAGUCUAUUGCUUUUAAAAAGGGCAAGGAGAUGCUACAUUAUAAAAAAUGGAGACCUUUUACUAAUUUUGAACUAAGUUGAGACUUGCUUUUAUUUGUUAUGUAUUUAAUGAUGUACUUUAUCUUCAUUACAAUGAAUAUUGAUGUAUCUUGAUGUAUCUUGUUGUACACGAUGGAUAUUGUACAUAUAUUUUGUUUUAUUGAAGCAAUAAAGAUUCAAAAAAGAAAAAAAACACAUUUAUUUUCAUCGUUUAUGACCAGCCAUCCAAAAACAGUAAGUUGCCAGGGAAGGUACUGUGCCGAAAGCCAAACGGUCUAACGUUAAAUAAUAAUAAUAAAGAGAUACAAAGAGUUCAUCUGACACUCUUUUUCCUGACUACUUGGAGGUUCAGUGAGAUUUGUACAGUGCACAUCCCAUGCACGUGCCUGAACUCCAAAAUUUAAAUCUUGUUUUCUCAAUAUUUUUUAAGCUCUCACUGAAUUUCUCCUACAUUUAAUCAAGUAUUGUGUGGGUUAUUGUUGAUCAAUUUUAGGAUGUGCUCUUAAUUUCAUAAAAGCUUUGAAUUAAUUUUAGAUAUUAAAAGUUAUUGCAAGUUUUUGGGUGGUAGGUCACAUUUGGAAAUUAAGACUAGACAAUUUGACUUUUUCGUUAUUUUGCACCUUAAGAUACCAGUAAGACACAUUGGCCCGAAUUCACAAAGGUGGUUUUUACAACCAUCGGUUGAACCCACGGUUUAUGCAGAUUUCCUGUAUAAAUUACGCUUAAUUCCUGCAUAUAU
This is a messenger RNA of Lytechinus pictus (painted urchin), 3661 nucleotides long. Its product is annotated as ADP-dependent glucokinase-like. Bases 1 to 918 code for a protein of 305 amino acids. The transcript has 4 exons. Gene Ontology annotation, molecular function: ADP-specific glucokinase activity. The record is from RefSeq and is a predicted model, not a curated record. NCBI's taxonomy places the organism in Eukaryota, Metazoa, Echinodermata, Echinoidea, Temnopleuroida, Toxopneustidae. Gene Ontology annotation, biological process: glucose metabolic process. Gene Ontology annotation, cellular component: endoplasmic reticulum.